Molecule: messenger RNA, 8146 nt
Organism: Helicoverpa armigera (cotton bollworm)
Lineage: Eukaryota; Metazoa; Arthropoda; Insecta; Lepidoptera; Noctuidae
Product: ELAV-like protein 2
Exons: 1
Coding region: 117-1178 (353 amino acids)
Cellular component (GO): ribonucleoprotein complex
Molecular function (GO): RNA binding
Source: RefSeq, a predicted model, not a curated record
UCGCCGCUACCCCUCAAUACCGUUCGCGCGCGCUACCCCGACGGACGUGCACUUUAUUUUUAUCGCGUUUUUUCGUUCCUCUUUCGUUCUUUCCGUUUAUGAUUUAAGCCGCCACCAUGUCGAAAGGAGACGGUGAACAGCAAAACGGUGGUGGCGAGGAGUCCAAGACUAACCUCAUCAUAAACUAUCUGCCGCAGUCGAUGACGCAAGAGGAGAUCCGGAGCCUGUUCUCCAGCAUCGGCGAGGUGGAGUCAUGUAAGCUCAUCCGCAACAAGGGCGCGGCCUUCCCCGACGCGCUCAACCACGCGCUGCACGGCGGCGGCCAGAGCCUCGGCUACGCCUUCGUCAACUACCACCGGCCCGAGGACGCCGAGAAGGCCAUCGCCACGCUCAACGGCCUGCGCCUGCAGAACAAGACGAUCAAAGUGUCGUACGCGCGCCCCAGCAGCGAGGCCAUCAAGGGCGCCAACCUGUACGUCUCCGGACUGCCCAAGACUAUGACGCAGGCGGAACUAGAGCGGCUAUUCAGCCCGUACGGCCGGAUCAUUACGUCGCGGAUUCUGUGCGAGAACUCCGGCGGCCGGCCCUUCACCGGCGGCGAGCAGGGCCUGUCCAAGGGCGUCGGCUUCAUCCGCUUCGACCAGCGCGUGGAGGCGGAGCGCGCCAUCCAGGAGCUGAACGGGACGGUGCCGAAGGGCGCCACGGAGCCCAUCACAGUGAAGUUCGCGAACAACCCCAGCAACAACGGCAAGGCGCUGGCGCCGCUGGCGGCGUACCUGCCGGCCGCGCUGCGCUUCCCCGCGCCGCUGGGCCGGUUCAGCUCAGGCAAGUCCCUCCUAGCCAUCAACAAGGGCCUGCAGCGCUACAGCCCGCUGGCCGGCGAGCUGCUGGGCGGCGUGCUGCCGGGCGCCGUGGGCUCCGAGUGGUGCAUCUUCGUGUACAACCUGGCGCCCGAGACCGAGGAGAACGUGCUGUGGCAGCUGUUCGGGCCCUUCGGCGCCGUGCAGAGCGUCAAGGUGAUCCGCGACCUGCAGACCAACAAGUGCAAGGGCUACGGCUUCAUCACCAUGACCAACUACGACGAGGCGGUGGUGGCCAUCCAGUCGCUCAACGGGUACACGCUCGGCAACCGCGUGCUGCAGGUCAGCUUCAAGACUAAUAAGAUCAAGACCAUCUAAGGGGGUCGCCCCAGAUUCGGCCUAGCCGGACGCUAGGACGGCACAGCAGGCGCGCACCCAUACAUACAUACACGUACUGGCAUCGGAGAGCCGACAUCGCGCCACGGAACCUUCUCACCUUACUGUGAAAAUAUAGUAUUUUGUCGUGUUAUAUACUUAUAUGUAAAAUAUUACGUUUUCACCGUGUUUUUGCGAUAGUGGUGGACUUGAACUUUAACGGUGUCGAUACAAAAUGCCAAAUACUUGAUAAGCAUGAGUCUAACUGUAAUAUAGACGUAGGUGACAUUCCUCAUUGGAUCUGACUACAGACUGUCUUCCGAGACGGCCCGCCGACGGGCGUUUUUAUAAUUGUAAAACUAGAGAAACGUUUCGAGUGUAAUGUGUGGUAACCCUUUGUUCGGCGCGGGGUACAGUCGGCCGCGAGAAUUGGGUUAAGUGUUGAGGAAACAAGAUGGCGCCCGGCGAGGCGCGCAGGCGCGGGGAAGAUGGCGCCGGCGAGGGAGCCACGGUAGUAGCACGCUCCACAUGAGAUGUGGGACACCCGGCCAUAACGCAACAUACAUAUUGCUAAUAGUCAAUAACAAAAUAAUGAUAUUAAACUUCGCUUAUGAACGGUUGUGGUUAUCGAGAAAAUAGUUUUCGAAUAUAAAAUAAUAUUAGCAAUAAUAGCCUAAAUGCUAUGCUCCAAUUUUUUAUGCGAUCAUAUCGUAAUAAUUACAUUAACGUACGUAUAAUACGAGGUAAGGCCGGCUGAGACGCUCGCCGACACACAUCCCGCGAGUACAGGCGCGCACACUGGCGUCGUACCGCGCGCGGCCGCCCGACUGGCCGACUAAUCGAAGUAAAAUAGUGUUAUAUUGUUAAAGAUUGGAAAGAAAAAUAUAUAUUAUCUAUACGUAUAUUUUAAUCAUAUAUUAAAAUUAAGGAUGAAAAAAAAACUAAUCAAAAACUGUGAUAGGUUUUGAUAAAAUUUUAAAGAUCACGCGAUGGUGGAGGCGACUGUACGAGGUCCGCAGGCCUGACAGUAGUUAGUAUUAGAAAAAUUUUUGAGAUACAUUUUCGAUUGUGGUAUUACGCAUAACACGACGGGCGAUGCCAAGUCGUACGGGAGUUGACGGAUGUUCCGAGCGGAGCUUGCGGAAAAUCGAUCGAGCCAGUUCUGGGGAGCGCGCACACGGCGAGCGAGGGGGCCGGGCGGGGGCCGGGGAGCCGGGGGAGUCGGGUGCCGGGGGCACGGGGGAUAGGGGGGUCCACCCCCGCCCCCGCCCGCCUCGCCAGCGAGGACGAGUCCGUUCGCGGAACAAUGGUGCAUACUCUAGUCUAACGAUAUCGUUCCAAAAAUAUAAUUAAAUCGAUGUCUAAACAUAUGAUCGGUACCUGCUAUAAUAAUAAUGUAUGGAUGCGGCCCUGCGUCUAUUCGAACUAGGCUUUAAUUGUCUUAGUCUAAAUGGAAAUUUGUAAAUAGAAAAAAAAGUUGUUUAAUUUAAAUAAAUGAAUAACUUAUCUGUAACGCCGCGUCUCAACACGUCACACUAGUCUCUAUGUAUCAUAAACUUUUACCCGACAAAGACCUACUAUGAAACAUCGAACUUGAAUAGAUAUUUUAAAUAUCGUGCCGUCCUAACGACCCUACGAUUUUUGUAAAAAAAAUAUAUACUUAAUAUUAUGUAAAAAACAGUUUUGUAACAUUUCAAAUAUUAAAUAAAUAGGUAUCUACUCAUUACAUACCAAAAGAUGGAGAUAAAAAUUUACAAGUAUUUAUAUAUUUAUUAUAAAUGUAAAACGUGCAAUAACUAAUAGCCACUAAUUUAAUAAAAAAAAUAUUAUUAAAAAGUCAAAAUGGCUCGAAGAGGCGUUGGUUGACAAAGUGUCAAGCGUGAAGCGCCAUGGUUGUUUACUAUUUAUUGUAAACUAUUUGUUUAUCCGCACUCAGUACGCGCGAAUUGAAUUACACGGUUUUUUUCCAUUAAUUUAAUAAUAUAAAAACGACAAAAAAAUCGCUUGAUUUCGAUACAGCUUGAUAAAUGCUUUGACAUUCCAUUUUUAGUCUUAAUACUUUUAUUAGGAGUACUCUUAUUAAUUUAGAGAAAAUUCGUGAGUUACCUAUGCAUUUCUGGACGUCACUUCACCUGUCGUCGCUGACAGCUGUCAAUCCGAAGUGACGUUUCCGGGUGCAAAUUAUGUUUGAUUUAAUUCUAAUGAAAACGUUCGAUUGGCUAAGAAAUGAGUAUUUGUAUGGUCGGCGUGUGAAGCACAAGUUUUGCUAUACCUACUUAUUAUAUCUAUACUAUGUAGUUGUCUCUUAGGUUAAAUAUAGUUGUUGUGUUUUGUGUUGUUUUCAUUCAGCAUGAAAAUUUCAACUAUUCUAGUCAUAUAUUCCGAGAGGAGUCAUUAUUAAAUUAUAAUAAAAAAAAUAUUUGAUAUUUUGAAUAGUUGAAGUUAAUGAUCAAUGUUGAUAAUAAUAAUCUUAACGAUAAUUUUGUCAUAAUAUUUUUCAUCUUAGAUUUACUGUCAUUAAUUUAGUGUAUGUGCAAUUAAUUGUAUUUUAUGUGUAAAACUUAGUGUGCAUUUAACUUAUUUAAUAUAUAAUUUAUAAUUAUUAUAUUCCUAAAUAUUAAUUUUUAUCGAUGUCGAUAUUUGUCGAGUUGUCUCGUAUCUAGUCAUGAAUAGUACAGGUGCAUAGAAAUGUGAUUCACCGGUUUGCUUAUAAGCGUCGAUAAAAAUUGAUGUUUGUCGUGAAUUCGAUAAGGUAAACCUAAAUUGAUUUAUUUAUUAGGGAAAUAUAGCGGGCAAUUAAUCUAGGUCGGAAGCUUGGAUGUGCUGAAUUUAUUUGGAAAACGUGUCAACAACAUUCGGUUUAAUUACACAAUUUUCGAGUCCUUCUUAAAGUUUUUUUCUCAAAUAUUUGCGUAUAAUAAAGCUUAAUACGUCGUUUUGAAUCGAAACAUGAAACACCAAAGUAUUUUACUGAAAUUUCAUCGACUUUUUAGAUAAUAAAUAAGAAAUAAUGAGAUUGCAAAUGAUAAAAAAAUGCAAAAAUGAUAUUUUGGAGUGAAAUUGUUCGUUAGGAGUUCGGUUAGGUGUUACGUGAGUAGUUAGUAGAAUGUUUUGUGCGCCCCUCUUCUUUCGGUAAUAAUUAUAAAAAAUAAUAAUAAUUAAUAAUAGUGCUCAAUAGCUUAGAGGGCCAUGCCCGUAGUACGUAACGCGAAAAGCAAUAAAAAUAUAUGUGAAUUUUAUAAACAGAACACACGGGUAAAACUACACCAUAAUUAACUUAAUAUUUUUGUAUGUAUUUUAAAAAUAUACUGUAAUUCAUAUCUUCAUAGAUGUAAGCGGCAGACACGCAAAACGUUCUACUAAUUCCGAAUGGCUCGCGUUUUGAUUGCUUCACUAAUAUAAUACAAACCAAAUCGUGGUCGCAGGUCCCGUGCUAAAAAUAUGAUAAAAAUAAAACCUUGCUAGGUAACGCUAGAGCAAUCCAAAAAACCUAUUUUAAGAAAAAUCGCCACGGACCGCGGACUACAUGCAAUAAUAAUGAAACCGUCGACUGAAACAGUGAUGUGACCAUGAAUAUCGAUAAACGUGGAGUAACGAAAACGCGGACCAUCGCAGCUAUCUACAAAGCUAUGAUAAAUAGGUUGUGGAUACAAACGUCGAUGCUAAGUAACUAACCCCGCUAAGUGACAAGGGAUAAUCUGAUCAAUAGCAUAACGGCUACUUUUUGAAUGGUGUUUUGAUGCAUUUUUAUGAAAUUAAAAAAUAAUAAUAUUAUUAAAAAAUAUUAAAAAAUCGUAAAUUAAUUGGCAACACAGAAACAAUACUCUAAUACGCAUAGGCUAAUUGACAAUGAGGCUGUGAAAUUAGCAAAAAUAAAGUUAAAGAAACACGUGACGAUUGAUCGUAAUUUAAUAAAUAAAAUAUUAACGUAAGUUAAAUCACAGAACAGAGAUCUAAAUGGGAAUAUUUAUUUCACGCGCCACAAUACUUGUCGGCACACAUCGUUUCCAAAUCGUUUCCCAAUGUGUCGAUAUUCAUAUUUUCCCAAUCGAAAGCCUGAGCUUCGCGUAGCAUGGAAGAUGUCGAGGUGCCAUGUUCACUCGUUACCAAACUCUUUCCUGUGUACCAUUGAACACCACUUGUAUAAUAUAAGGAAUGCAUGUAUCUCCACGAGGUCGCUCCUAAGGGGCGAGCGCUCCGAGCGACGCGGGCGCCGCGCCGGCGUCGCUCGCGGCUACAUGCAGCAAUAAAGUGUAAUGUAAAGAUUGCGAUAGGACAUAAGAUAUAGGUUGCUAGCCCAUAGCCUGAAAGCCUCUCUGUUCUGUGAUUACAAUCAUGCAAUCACGCGUACAAAAACGGUUAAAGCCCAUAAUUAAUAAGUAAAUCAAUUGAAAAUAAUACUCCAAACUGUUUGACUGUCCAAUGUGAAAUAAUGAUAGAGAAAUAGAGGUGCGAUGGGAAUAAAAGCAUAUAGAGUUUUUCUAUACAGCUUAUCGUGUAGAGUGGAAUGGCCUUAAACUCGGACGCAAGCACAAAGAUAUCUGUGGCCGAGAUGUACGCGAUUCCGAUAGUUAGGUCACAAAUGAAGAAAUGAUCUUCCAUAGUAAAUAAAUACGUAAGUUUUAUAUUUCUGCACGUAAAAAUAUUUCAGUGCAACAUCAGGCCGUGUCUCGAUACUGCGCGCGCCACACGAUAUGCUCAAUUUAAUAAUGGACGCCGCGAGUAGUGUUGGGACACAGCUCCCCGAUCGAUAACUCACUCAAACGAUUGAAAUAUUUUUCACGUCGUAGAAAACUCGAGACAUCGACUAAAUGUGUUACUAUUACUUCAUAAAUGUCAAAAUUUUCUAGUGAGAAUCCAGAACGCAUUGCACAACACCUACUAAUACUUGUAUGCUGCUACAGCUGUAUUGUUAUAAAAUUAUUAAUAAAAUUUAAUACUCCAUUUGCUCACCUUGUACUUCUUUGUAUUUUUGAUCCGUUUCUCUAGUAGUAUAGCUUGAUAGUUUAAUGUCUUCGAUAAUUUUAUAAAUACAGCUACUUCUAGCGGCCCUCUGCUUCCCUAACAUAUGAUCAUCGUCACAAAUGUUCCGAACACAUAGUGUUGUACGAUUUGUUUCGAAUAAAAUUCCUUUCUGACUAACUAAUUAACGAUUCUGAUUAAAAUAGCCCUAUGUGUUUUUAUCCCUGAAUAAUCGUUAUAGACAGUGAAAACCGGAGCGAGAGUUAAAAUAAAAUCGACCUGAUGUAGGAUAAAAAGCUUUAUUUACAAACAUAUUAGAAUGAAAUUAGCUUGACAAUACGCCGUCGGGUAAAAAAACAGAUUGCAAUAAAUAUGUAAAUAAACAUCAAAGGAUCGGUCCUGCUUCGGGUAAGCGAAUUAUGAAUAAAAAUAUUAAUAACCAAUAGUUUCGAAUUUAAAAUAAAAAGUAAUAUCAUGUAAUAUCAAUUUCACUGUCUAUUUAUUAGUAUUCGUUUUCGGUGUUGAUUCCUCUUAAGCUGCAUGAUCACAGUUUGUUCCCAUUUCGUAUUCAUCUGUAGUGCUGUUGUUCUGAUAAAUUCCUAUAGUUCCCAUUUUGCAAUUACGUCGUGGUCAUUAUCGAUAGUGUUCGGGCGAGCGUGAGCGCGUCGCUAGUUCCGCAAUAGUUUGACGCGAUGGGAACGAACUCAGCGUCAUGCAAGUAGAUUGUGAUACUCCUAGUGCAUACUGAUAGUCAUUACCCAUAUACCAUAGAUCAGAAAAGUUUCACUUUUCAAGGUCUCUUCGUGUGAAUUUUAUAAUGUGUAAAAUCAAUCCGACUUCCCACAGACUCGAUAAGGCUAGGAAAUAAUUUAGAAAAAAAUGCAUCGUAAGAUAAGAAUCUCAAAAAAUAAAGUAUUGAAUAAGUAUUUUACCAACUUCAAAGUUAAGGUGUACUAGACAAUGAAAGCAAUGAUAUUUAUAAUUAAAAAAAUGAGAUUAUGAAUAAUUCGGUCAGCCAUUUUCCUUGUUCGUACUCGCUGACGUCACUUUGAUACAAAUACGUAUUUUAUAAAAGUAAUAAAAUGCAAAAAAAAGUUUAAAAAAACACUUAAGAUCUUCCGGUAUUAACAUUUAAAAAUCAAUGUUGAAAAUUUCAUUUUCGUCUUUUUAUGAAUUAUUAUAAAAUUAAGAGGUAGAUGUCUGUAUGUGUUGGUGGUAUUAACCGAUUUAGUUGAUAUUGUACCUAAAAGUUAGGUAUUUCUAUAAUAAUUAUUGUGUCGGUUUAAAUAAAUUACCUCUACAUUAUAGCUUUUGUGAGAAAAAUUUUACGUUGCACAAGAAAUAGUAGAUUCGAUUAAGGUCGGAUCACUAAAACUGCGACUGUCCCUUGUUCCUCGUGGACUUGCCCGCUCGGAGCCAGGACAGUGACUCGUCUCAGACGAGGCGCCGCGUCUAAACGCAGCACCGCGUCUCCGACGGUUCAAAAAGAAUAAAAAAUGUAUCAAAUUGUCAAACCGAUUGCAAUAAUAUUUGACAGCUAAUAUAUUUUUAAUGUCCAUUACAGUUUUAGUGUCGUCUUUAGUCAUAAAUGUUGUUUCCGAUAAUUUAUAAGAUCGUUCUAAGGAUAUUGUGUAGAGUUCUUCAAAGCGGCUAACUUAUUCCUCAGAAGAAGCGAGCCUUUGGAAAAUUCUACGCGCCAUCUUUCUUUCGAUAACGGAUUAGAAAGAUUUUGAAUAAAAAAAGAAUACUCAUUCCUAAAAGUAAGCAUUAAUAACCAAUAUAUUUACAUCAGUAGAUACUUGGCUGUUUUUACGUAAUUAUUAAUUAAUAUUUUCACGUAAUUUAUGUGUCUAUAAUUAAUUAAUUUAUUGGAAUUAAUUAUAAUAAAAAAAUAUGGAAAAAAUGUCACAUUCUUCUCACUUUAUACAAUAGUUUUUACAAUAUGAUAUUUAAUAUCCUCAAUGGUUGUAACUAUACAUUUCUUGUUCUAAAUAUAUAAAAAACCCGAA